Molecule: messenger RNA, 1212 nt
Organism: Parus major (Great Tit)
Lineage: Eukaryota; Metazoa; Chordata; Aves; Passeriformes; Paridae
Gene: HAND2
Product: heart and neural crest derivatives expressed 2
Exons: 2
Coding region: 131-628 (165 amino acids)
Biological process (GO): regulation of transcription by RNA polymerase II; heart development
Molecular function (GO): protein dimerization activity; RNA polymerase II transcription regulatory region sequence-specific DNA binding; DNA-binding transcription factor activity, RNA polymerase II-specific
Source: RefSeq, a predicted model, not a curated record
CCACCCGGUGGUGCACCAUGAGGGCUACCCUUUCGCUGCCGCCGCCGCUGCCGCCGCCGCCGCCGCCACCCGCUGUGGCCACGAGGAGAACCCCUACUUCCACGGCUGGCUCAUCAGCAGCCACCCGGAGAUGUCCCCCCCCGACUACAGCAUGGCUCUGUCCUACAGCCCUGAGUACGCCAACGGGGCGCCGGGCAUGGACCACUCCCAUUACGGGGGGGUGCCGCCCGGGAACGGCCCGCCGGGGCUCGGGGGGCCCCGGCCGGUGAAACGCAGGGGCACGGCGAACCGCAAGGAGCGGCGCAGGACUCAGAGCAUCAACAGCGCCUUCGCGGAGCUGAGGGAGUGCAUCCCCAACGUGCCCGCCGACACCAAGCUCUCCAAGAUCAAAACUCUCCGUCUGGCCACCAGCUACAUCGCCUACCUCAUGGACCUGCUGGCGAAGGACGACCAGAACGGGGAGGCGGAGGCUUUCAAGGCAGAGAUCAAGAAGACAGACGUGAAGGAAGAGAAGAGGAAGAAAGAGCUGAACGAAAUCUUGAAAAGCACAGUUAGCAGCAACGAUAAGAAAACCAAAGGGAGGACUGGCUGGCCGCAGCAUGUCUGGGCUUUGGAGCUCAAGCAGUGAGCACGGCAGGACUGGAGGAGCCGUCCUCUUAGUCUCGGUAGUGAGCUCUCCUCUGAGGACUCUUUGUAUUUGGAAUCGUCCAGUUUAUUUAUGUGCAAUUUCUCCCCCAACCCCCCAAAAUGUGGAUAUUUGAAGGAGAGGGAAAAAGCAUUCCAUAUAUGAAGAGGAAACUCCAGCUUGGUAAGGGGUAAUGUCUCUAAAUGUUUUGUGAAUGUUAUUUGCUCUGUAUAAAACACGUGGGGAAAACAGAAUCAUAGAAAAGGAAAAAAAAAUCCCUCCCUGGCAUUAGUGUGUAUGUGAAGUGUAUCUUUAAUACUUGGCCUUUUGGAUAUAAAUAUUCAUGGGAUUAUAAAGCUAUAUUUCAACAGAAGCAGUUGCACCAAUGUUUCGAUUGACUCGGUAUUUAGUGUUGUAAUUUUGUUGUGGUCGUUCGGUAUUUGAAGAUGUUUUCAACAGUUACUGGUUAUGUGCACUUCCGUCCGUAAGGGAAAAAGUGGAAUCUAAUUAAUAUUGAAGGUGUAAACGUUGUAAGUACUCAAUAAACCACUGUGUGUGUUUUUUACAAAACAAAAGAAAAAAAAAAA